ACUGGCUGUCGGGGCGCUUGACAUCAGUGAAGUGAGCCCCGCCCGGCUGCCCGGCCCGGCAGGCAGAGGCAGUGCAGAGCCAAGUGAUCGCCGAUAUCGUUCGCGUUAGUAGGAGCGUAAGGAGCCCACACCUGCCCUGACCGCGCACCUGCUCCCAUGGCGGUGGAGCCCGCGGGGGGCCAGGACCUCGGCCCCACAUGACUGGGCUGGUGGCGGCCGCCCCCGGUGUGGUGGGAGUGGCGGGGGUCGCGGGGGCCGCGGGGGCGCUGGGGGCCGCCAUGCCCGCCCUGGAGGGGAUGGACAACCUCAGCACGCAGGACCCCGCCUCCCCCGCCGGCCCCCCUCUGGACGAGCUCACGACCCCCACCAUGGUGCUAUUAGCAAAUAUUAACGGUGCAUUUCACCAACCAGAGGAAGCAAUCUUGGCGAAGUGGAAACUCCUUUACGACGGUCGGCGGUUCGCCGCGCAGUUCCUAUGCGAGCACCGUGCCCUUGAACCUUUAAGGACGGGAGCGUCUCACAACAGCUGUCACUGUGAGGACUCGGCGUCUCUGCACGCACGGAAAUGGAAACAGCAAAGAGGAUAGUAUCUAAAAAUGAAUCUUUCUGGUGAUCCUGAUCGUCAUGUCCAUCGCCGGCAACGUUCUGGUGUGCGUGGCCAUCUACACGGAUCGCGGGCUGCGCAGUAUCGGCAACCUGUUCCUGGCCUCGCUCGCCAUCGCCGACCUGUUCGUCGCCGCGCUCGUCAUGUCGUUCGCCGCCUUCAACGACCUGCUCGGGUACUGGAUGUUCGGGCCGCAGCUCUGCGACACGUGGAUCGCCUUCGACGUCAUGUGCUCCACGGCCUCCAUCCUCAACCUGUGCGCCAUCAGCCUGGACCGUUAUAUCCACAUCAAGGACCCGCUCAGGUACGGGCGGUGGGUGACGAGGCGCAUCGCCAUGGCCUCCAUCGGCUGCGUGUGGAUCAUGGCGGGGCUCAUCUCGUUCCUGCCCAUCAGCCUGGGCGUGCACCGGCCCGACGAGCCGCAGCCCGUGGUGGACGGCAAGCCCACCUGCGCCGUCGAGUUUGCGCCGACCUACGCUGUCGUGUCGUCAUGCAUCAGUUUCUACGUGCCCUGCGUGGUGAUGCUGGGCAUCUACUGCCGCCUGUACUGCUACGCGCAGAAGCACGUCAAGAACAUCCGCGCGGUGACGCGGCCGCUGGCGGCGCAGGCGGCCAACAGCAAGGUGGGCGGGCCGGCGCUGCCACUGCACCUGCACGCGCACUCGUCGCCCUACCACGUCUCGGACCACAAGGCCGCCAUCACGGUGGGCGUCAUCAUGGGCGUGUUCCUCGUCUGCUGGGUGCCCUUCUUCGUCAUCAACAUCGUGGCCGCCUACUGCAAGGACUGCAUACCCUCGUCGGCCUUCAAGGUUCUCACGUGGCUCGGCUACUCCAACUCCGCCUUCAACCCCGUUAUCUACUCCAUCUUCAACAAGGAGUUCCGGUACGCGUUCCGCCGCAUCCUGACGGCCCGGUGCGGCGGCUACGAGAGCGUGUCGACGCGCGCCGGCGCCUACCUGGACCGCAAGCGGCCCACGCCUUCCAAGAUGGCGUCGUCCGCGUCCAUCCAGUCCAACAACAAGCUCUCGUUCGCCGCGGUCACGCCGCCCCGGGGCUCGGCGGUCGGCCUGUGCGCCAACAAGCACAACGGCUCGUGUACGCACCUCCGCGACUACACGCCCAGGUCGUCGCUGGGCUCCAUCCGGCAGACGCGGGUCAACUCGUCGGAGAAGCUCGACGGCGAGGAGGUCUCGGCCAUUUGAUGCGGUCCGUCAGCGGCGGCGGGGUCCGCGGGCGGCGACUGCUGAGGCCCGCGUCGUCGUGUGGCCUCGGCCUGACGGACGUACUUGUGCACCACUGUGCUGCCCCGCCUCGUGCGGCGGCCUCCCCGUCGGUGUCGUCCCCGCCCCGUUCUGGGACGCUCCUUAUCUUGUCAGGUUGGCGUCUGUCCCAACCCUAAAUAAUUCUUCUCUAGUCUCCGUGGCCAUUAUCACUCUGACUCUGCUGCACGUUGGUAGAAGCUGAAGAAAGUGAGUCCGAAACGGGCAUACACGAAAAACUGUCGAGAAAAUGUUUGUGAGUGGAGCACACGAUGUGGCCUCCAGCGCUGCGUCACGUCCAGCCGCAGUACCGGCCAUUGGGCGCGUGAUAUCGCCCUGCCAUUACUAGAAAUUGUUUCAAAAUGUUUCUAUACGCCAUAGACACACAGUGUCGGAGGGAACACGCGUGUCGACAUCCACGGACCACCGCUUCCGAAAAGCCUCCAAACGAAGAGUUCGUUUUGUCUUUUCAGCCGAGCCAAGAUGCUGUAGAGCAAUAACCACCCAAGUGCAAUGUUAUUAUUUUGUUUUUGUUCUUGUUUUUCUUUGUUUUUAUGUACGUCUUAUUUUUAACUUUACUUUGUAUAAUUGUGUCAAAUGUAAAUCGAAAACCUGUGAGAUAUGUAUGUGUACGUCGAUCUUAAGUUAAGCCCUUUAUUUAAUUGUGUCAAUAUCAUCCUUGCUGUGAGUAACUCGUGUUUAGUGUGAUGAGUCGGUGAGUGAAUCUUUGUGUGCAAAUGUUUUGCGCCGCGUGGCAUACUCGACAAAGAAAAAUAUGCGCGCGACUCAAAAUAUUACAUUUUGUGAUACAUACGAUAGAAAUGAGGAAAAUAAAAGAAAAAGUAUGCGUUCAAAAA
Messenger RNA from Frankliniella occidentalis (western flower thrips), 2720 nucleotides. Its product is annotated as dopamine receptor 1. Gene Ontology annotation, molecular function: G protein-coupled receptor activity. Lineage: Eukaryota; Metazoa; Arthropoda; Insecta; Thysanoptera; Thripidae. The coding region runs from base 597 to 2003 and encodes 468 amino acids. The record is from RefSeq and is a predicted model, not a curated record. Gene Ontology annotation, cellular component: membrane. Gene Ontology annotation, biological process: adenylate cyclase-activating adrenergic receptor signaling pathway. The transcript is spliced from 8 exons.